Messenger RNA from Conger conger (European conger), 2239 nucleotides. RefSeq names its product cell surface glycoprotein 1-like. The transcript is spliced from 2 exons. The record is from RefSeq and is a predicted model, not a curated record. Bases 102 to 1559 code for a protein of 485 amino acids. NCBI's taxonomy places the organism in Eukaryota, Metazoa, Chordata, Actinopteri, Anguilliformes, Congridae.
AAAUCAUAUUAAUUAAGAUCACCUUGGGUGCUUUAUUGAAAGGAUAAAUAAGCAAAGGCUUCUUGGUUGCAGUUGAAUGUGUGUAGUACUCUGGGAUUGCAAUGGGUUGGUGGUUUCUGCUCCUUGGGCUGUGUGUUUGUGGCGAUGGAGGUUAUCCACUACAUGGCCUUCACAAACUUGUUGAUUCUGUAGUCAUGGGUGGGGAUGGACUGGUGCCCCCUGAGAGCAACACCGGCAGUGACGACCCGGGAGGCACACCGCCCCCCAUGAGCAACAGCACUGGCAGUGACGACCCGGCAGGCACCAGCAGUGAUGACCCAGGCGGCACGGCGCCCCCCAUGAGCAACAGCACUGGCAGUGAUGACCCGGCAGGCACCAGCAGUGAUGACCCAGGCGGCACGGAGCCCCCCAUGAGCAACAGCACUGGCAGUGACGACCCGGCAGGCGCUGGCAGUGACGACCCGGGAGGCACACCGCCCCCCAUGAGCAACAGCACUGGCAGUGACGACCCGGCAGGCACUGGCAGUGACGACCCGGGAGGCACACCGCCCCCCAUGAGCAACAGCACUGGCAGUGACGACCCGGCAGGCACCAGCAGUGAUGACCCAGGCGGCACGGCGCCCCCCAUGAGCAACAGCACUGGCAGUGACGACCCGGCAGGCACUGGCAGUGACGACCCGGGAGGCACACCGCCCCCCAUGAGCAACAGCACUGGCAGUGACGACCCGGCAGGCACUGGCAGUGAUGACCCGGGAGGCACACCGCCCCCCAUGAGCAACAGCACUGGCAGUGACGACCCGGCAGGCACUGGCAGUGACGACCCGGGAGGCACACCGCCCCCCAUGAGCAACAGCACUGGCAGUGACGACCCGGCAGGCACUGGCAGUGAUGACCCGGGAGGCACACCGCCCCCCAUGAGCAACAGCACUGGCAGUGACGACCCGGCAGGCACUGGCAGUGACGACCCGGGAGGCACACCGCCCCCCAUGAGCAACAGCACUGGCAGUGACGACCCGGGAGGCACACCGCCCCCCAUGAGCAACAGCACUGGCAGUGACGACCCGGCAGGCACUGGCAGUGACGACCCGGGAGGCACACCGCCCCCCAUGAGCAACAGCACUGGCAGUGACGACCCGGCAGGCAUUGGCAGUGACGACCCGGAAGGCACACCGCCCCCCAUGAGCAACAGCACUGGCAGUGACGACCCGGCAGGCACUGGCAGUGAUGACCCGGGAGGCACACCGCCCCCCAUGAGCAACAGCACUGGCAGUGACGACCCGGCAGGCACUGGCAGUGACGACCCGGGAGGCACACCGCCCCCCAUGAGCAACAGCACUGGCAGUGACGACCCGGCAGGCACUGGCAGUGACGACCCGGCAGGCACCGGCAGUGAUGACCCAGGCGGCACGGUGCCCCCCAUGAGCAACAGCACUGGCAGUGACGACCCGGCAGGCGCUGGCAGUGACGACCCGGGAGGCACUCUGACCCUCAAGAACUUAAUCGCUGGGUCCACAUGGCGUGACCCUGGACUAUCCUCUCACCUUCCAGGCAGGGGAUGAGUAACUUUGUCUCUUGGAAGGUGUGGUUUUCCAUGGCUGCAUACCUGUCCCUGGAUCUUCAGCUUGUUGGAAUCUGCAAAAGACAGUUGGUACAAUUUGCUUGACAUUUGCUGUUCAAUACAUUGACUUGUGUAAAACUGAUGUAAACCAAUUUGCUUUGUCAAGGUAACCUUGCUCUUCCAGGGCAUGACCCUUUACAUGGUUUGCUGGCCUUAUAGUUGAAAUGAUGCUGAUCCUAUGAUGCACUUUGCAGCAUGUAAUUGAAGGGUGUGAAAUAAUUGGCAUAAUUAUAAUUUAUCAGUUCUGCUUGUACCGGUUUAUAUUGUGGGGAACUGGUCUGCAACUGUUGUGGUGAGGGAAAUUCAAAUGAAUGUGGAUAAUCAUUUCUGUACACUUCAUUCCUUUUGUAUUAGGCUACCACACUAAGAACAGCAAAUUCUUUACAUAAGCUACAAUCUCCCUGGAAUUGUGUAGGCUUUGCCAUUUGUUUUAUUAAACAAAGCAACAAACGACUUGGCGUUAACACAAGCUAUAUCACUGAAUUAUUAAAUGAGUCCAUUAAUAAAUGUGGCCUCUUUCUAUUUCUGAACACUCCAAUGACAGUCUUGUGACCUGUGUGGUGUGACCUCCCCUCUCAAGCCUUUGACUAGUAAAUGAGCCAACACUAGGCAUGAGUCCCA